This is a messenger RNA of Cololabis saira (Pacific saury), 2059 nucleotides long. RefSeq names its product carbohydrate (N-acetylgalactosamine 4-0) sulfotransferase 14 (gene chst14). The transcript is spliced from 2 exons. Gene Ontology annotation, molecular function: sulfotransferase activity. Gene Ontology annotation, biological process: dermatan sulfate proteoglycan metabolic process; carbohydrate biosynthetic process. Bases 80 to 1156 code for a protein of 358 amino acids. The record is from RefSeq and is a predicted model, not a curated record. Gene Ontology annotation, cellular component: membrane. Lineage: Eukaryota; Metazoa; Chordata; Actinopteri; Beloniformes; Belonidae.
UAUGGGUACGUGGGAGGCAGCAAGCCCCGAGUAACACACGUAGUAGUUUGUCGUGACGGAGCUGGCGGGGCCGGAGAGGAUGUUGCAACGCAGGCAGGACUCGGGGCUCCGCAGGGGGAGCAGCCCGAGGAGCCGCGGCUCCUCCACCGUGCUGCCCUCGGUGCUCACCUUCCUGGUGAUCGUGGCGUCCGGCGGCCUGCUGCUGAUGAUCGAGAGGGGGAUGCUGACCGGCAUGGACCCGCCGUCCCCGCGGGGCAGCGGCGGCCGGCGGCCGGAGCUGCGGCGAGCUGGGAAACACGCUGCCGGCGGCGGGGACGUGGACCAGCAGAUCCUCCAGGAGAUCCGCAACCGGACCAUCAAGUCCAUGUGCAAGCAGAAGAACAUGCCUCACAACAUCUGGUCCCUGAACCCGCUACGGAGGAAGACGCUGCUCCAGCACAUCCUGGUCAACGACGAGUACCGCUUCCUCUACUGCUACGUCCCCAAAGUGGCCUGCUCCAACUGGAAGAGGGUGCUGAAGGUCCUCAACGGGGCCCUGGAGAACGUGAAGGUCAACAUCAAGAUGGACCACCGCAGCGACCUGCUCUUCCUGUCCUCUCUGAAGCCCGAGGAGAUCCGCUACCGCCUCACGCACUACUUCAAGUUCAUGUUCGUGCGGGAGCCCAUGGAGCGUCUUCUGUCUGCGUACAGGAACAAGUUCGGGGAGAUCGAAUCCUACCAGAAGAAAUAUGGAGUGGAGAUCAUUAAGCGGUACAGAAAAGGACGCGCUAAAGACGCGGCUGUGACGGGGGACGACGUGACAUUCGCAGAGUUUGUCCGUUACCUGCUGGAUGAAGAUGCUGACCGCAUGAACGAGCACUGGAUGCCCAUGUACAACUUAUGCCAACCGUGUGCCAUUCCUUACGAUUUCAUUGGCUCGUAUGAGCACCUUGAAAAUGACGCGGAUUAUGUGCUUCAGCGCAUCGGUGCACCUCCCUUUGUUCACUUCCCAGAGAGACAAACGUGGUACAAGCCGGUCACCGUAGAAACGCUACACUAUUACCUGUGUAGCUUACCACAGAAGCUUCUGAGGGAACUCCUGCCAAAGUACAUUUUGGACUUUUCUCUAUUUGCUUAUCCGCUCCCCAACACGACCACUGCACACUGCCGGCAUUAAAAAAGGUCCAAUGUUUAUAGUUUUUAUAUAUAUAUAUAUAUAUAUAUUACAGGACUGUUUCAGAAAAUUAGAAUAUUGUGAUUUUCUGUAAUGCAAUUACACAAACAAAAAAUGUCAUACAUUCUGGAUUCAUUACAAAUCUACUGAAAUAUUGCAAGCCUUUUAUUAUUUUAAUAUUGCUGAUCAUGGCUUACAGCUUAAGAAAACUCAAAUAUCCUAUCUAAAAAAAUUUGAAUAUUCUGGGAAUCUUAAUCUUAAACUGUAAGCCAUAAUCAGCAAUAUUAAAAUAAUAAAAGGCGUGCAAUAUUUCAGUUGAUUUGUAAUAAAUCCAGAAUGUAUGACAUUUUUGUUUUUUUGAUUGCAUUACAGAAAAUGAAGAACUUUAUCACAAGAUUCUAAUUUUCUGAGACAGUACUGUAUAUACACAUACAUACAUAUACAGAAUCACUUCUACUAUUUUGUAUUUCUAGGGAAUAUACAGUAUUUUUGGAGCUGUUCUACUUUUUUACUUGAUGUCUGCACAUUAUUGAAAACUGUUCUUUGUCAGAAGAGAUUCAAAACCACUAAAGCUUGAAUUCAAAAACAUAAGGAAAAGGUUACUGAAACAUGUUACACUCCCAUAGUAAAUGAUUCCGUUCUGUUUGCAGUGUUUUGACAUGUUUACCGUUUGUUUUUUUUAUGUUCUGCAGACUUAAGAGAAGGUAAACGUUUAAGACCUCAGUGGGCAUUGAGUGCUUUAGCAGGCUAAAACACGUUCCACGCACAGGGAAGGUUUGUUUCUUCUUGUUUCCAACCUUUCCUCUUCCAUGUUACUAUUUAACACCCAACACAACUGAGGACCAUGUUUUGCUAUACAUAUAUAUAUAAUAUGUGUGUGUAAAUAAAUAAAUGUGCAGCUCAUAA